Pelobates cultripes (western spadefoot toad) is the source of this 288-nucleotide messenger RNA. The record is from the annotation of a GenBank genome assembly. NCBI's taxonomy places the organism in Eukaryota, Metazoa, Chordata, Amphibia, Anura, Pelobatidae.
AUGCUCCGCGGUGAGGAUGAGUGCUGCACGCUCAGAGGGGCUGGACACAGCUGCAGCGCAGGUGAGGAUGGUGGUGUCGCUGGGCCGGAUGGCCGCCUGGCAGAUCCGGCAACACACUCGGUAGUAAUGACAGCCAUGCAGCUGUCAGACUGUCAGCCCAGGAAGACUGAAGGAGAACAACGACUACUCUAUGAUGUGGCUGUGCUGUGCAUUGUGGGGACUUUGAGGGAGCAUGAUAGAGAGGUAGAACACCACAUUGCUUUGAGUGCUGUUCUCCCAGAGCCAUAG